AUGAGCUUUCAACCGCUCCUGCCACGGCCAAUUGCAGUUCGGGAUGCCAACCUAGUCUGUCUGCGAUGCUGGCGGAAGCUUUCCCCAUUACACGUGCCGUCGCGCCAGCCGUUUUCCAGAAUUUCGUCACAUAGACAGGACGUGGUGGUAGCGUUAAGGAAGAGCCGGAACGCAUUCAGCAAGGACUAUUUCAGGGCCAAUCCGAUACUCAAGGCGAAAUUUUGGACUUCAGGCCAAGGACUGUGCGGCCCAAAUGCGUCGAUCAGACCUGAGGCGGUACAGCAGACAACGAAGCACAAUGAUGUCGCGCCCUCGACACAGCAGGCCGAGGAGCUGCCACAUAGACGGAGGAAGAAGGCAAAGGAGCAGCGGACGAGGGGGGACGACGCAGAAGCAGCAUAUCCCAUUGCUCUAGAUGCAUCGUCAAAGCUGGCAGCCAUAUCUUCCAGCCUGCCUCAACGCUCUGUGAAGCGCAUCUUCACUACCUACCUCUCGCUCUCGAAGCCCCGCCUCUCCUUUCUCGUCGUCCUGACCGCUACCGCUGCAUACUCGCUCUAUCCUGUACCCGGCCUGCUUGCACCUUCUGUCACAGAGACACCAUCACUCUCUACACUCACGCUGCUCUUCUUGACCUCUGGCACCGCGUUGUGCUCUGCGUCUGCGAAUGCCUUCAACAUGCUUAUGGAACCCAAGUUUGAUGCGCAGAUGAGCAGGACGCGGAAUCGCCCACUCGUACGAAAGCUCAUCAGCAUGCGAGGCGCCACCGUCUUCGCAGUCGCAUGUGGAAUCGUGGGUGUCGGUGCGCUUUACUACGGCGUGAAUCCGACCACGGCCUUUCUUGGCGCAGCCAACAUCCUUCUCUAUGCAGGAGUGUAUACGCCCAUGAAACGCAUGUCGGUGCUCAAUACAUGGGUUGGUGCCAUCGUCGGUGGCAUCCCCCCGCUGAUGGGUUGGACAGCUGCAGCAAGUCAAUACGCACACGAUGGCACAUGGGAGGAGCUUCUAUUUGGAGAGGACUCGGCUGGCGGCUGGCUGUGUGCUGCACUUCUAUUUGCCUGGCAAUUCCCACACUUCAACUCGUUGAGCUGGGCCAUUCGUGAGGAAUACAAGAAAGCUGGCUACCGUAUGCUGGCCUGGGUCAACCCUGCACAGAACGGACGGGUUGCGUUGCGAUAUGCGGUGCUCAUGUUCCCUGUUUGCAUUGGCCUGUCAUAUUGCGGUGUCACAGACUACAGCUUCAUAGCUACUAGUAGUGCCAUCAACGGCUGGAUGGCGCUGAAGGCAUGGGAAUUCUGGAGGGCAGAAGGUCAAAAGGGUACAGCAAGAGGCCUUUUUUGGGCCAGUGUGUGGCAUCUUCCCAUUGUCAUGGUACUUGCCAUGGCACAGAAGAAAGGCCUUGGAGAGCGGCUAUAUCGAAGCGUAUUUGGCUACGCCGAUAUUGACGAGAAUGAACUCUACUAUGAGGUAGGAGAAAACGAAGAAGAGCAGGAUCAUGCCUUGGUCGCCUCGGAUAGGAGCUAG
Plenodomus lingam JN3 is the source of this 1521-nucleotide messenger RNA. It is a transcript of the gene PFT1, whose product is annotated as Protoheme IX farnesyltransferase, mitochondrial. Gene Ontology annotation, biological process: heme A biosynthetic process. NCBI's taxonomy places the organism in Eukaryota, Fungi, Ascomycota, Dothideomycetes, Pleosporales, Leptosphaeriaceae. Gene Ontology annotation, molecular function: protoheme IX farnesyltransferase activity. The record is from RefSeq and is a predicted model, not a curated record. Gene Ontology annotation, cellular component: mitochondrion; membrane.